Vigna radiata var. radiata (mung bean) is the source of this 3126-nucleotide messenger RNA. Its product is annotated as pollen receptor-like kinase 2. Gene Ontology annotation, biological process: protein phosphorylation. Lineage: Eukaryota; Viridiplantae; Streptophyta; Magnoliopsida; Fabales; Fabaceae. The record is from RefSeq and is a predicted model, not a curated record. The coding region runs from base 974 to 2896 and encodes 640 amino acids. The transcript has 3 exons. Gene Ontology annotation, molecular function: protein kinase activity; protein binding; ATP binding.
UUUAGAAUGUUUAGAGGUUGCAUGGUUGUAUAGCUUAUUAUUUUCUAAGGAAAUUUAACUUUAAUUUGACAAUGUAUCGAACAAGUUAAAGCAAAAAAUGAAAUUUAGGACAGCUAAAUUAAUCAAUAUGAAUAUAACUCUUAAAAUUAUUGUUUGUUGAAUGUGAAUAUGAUUAAAGAAUGAAUAAUGAAGAUACACAGUUAUACAACAUAAAAAAAAGUAUAGUCUAUAAUCAUCAUGUAUAACCGACACCAGAAACAAGUUACAAUCUUAUCCUGAUACGUGAUACUCCCUACGAAUAUACAACAAAUUAUACAAUUCAAGGCAAAAAGAAAGAUUUAAAAUUUAUUUUUCCGUAAAUUUUUUAACACUAAUUUAAUUAUAGAUGAAAUCUAUGAUAAAACUUUAACAUUAUGCAUAUUGUUAAAUUGAAAAUUGUUACUAAUUUAAUAUUCGAGCUAAUAACAUUUUAUUUAAACGUAUUAUAUAGUCUAGAUCCAUCAUUGAAAGGCUGGGCGUGUAUCUCUGAUGACAAAGACAAGAAGACACGUACACUUUGAGAUGCAAGAAACAUAGAAGGACUUGUUCAACCUUGUACCUUCACAAUGAUUAUCAGUAUUAUUAUUGAGAUUAUUUGUAUAAAAAAUAUUAUUUGUAUUAUCAUUAUUAUUAGUGUUACUGUGAGAAGGGUGAAAAAGAUUAUUAUUAUUAUUAUUAUUAUUAUUAUGUUAGGAGAGAAAGAAAAGAAAAGAAGGAGGUACCUGAGCUGUAAAAGAGAAGUGCUAUUAUUGGGUGUGUGUGAUUUUCUCUCUCCUUGCGUUUUUGCAUGUUUGAAUGGAAUGUGAUGUAAAGUUUUGCAUCCUCAAUCAUCUCGAACUCUUUUCUUCCUCGGCCGUUUGAAACAGAUAGGCCUGUCUGGAGGGCGUGCACGGCGCACCCUUCUCUGUGCGUGUGCCAACCCUGUCCCUUCACUAUGGCACUCUCCACUUCUUUGACUCCAUUCACGUUUCUCCUUUCAUCUUCAUUUCUAUCGCAUAUUCUUCUCAUCGUAACUGCUUCAGACAAAGAAUUGCUCCUCGGAUUCAAAGACUCCAUUGAAAACAAACAUGUCUUGUCUUCCUGGAAUGAAUCCGUCCCUCCAUGUUCUCCCAAACAACCUAACUGGCCUUACAUUCACUGUUAUAAAGGACACGUCUGGGGUUUGACGCUCGAGAACAUGAGACUCAAAGGGGUCGUUGACGUUCAAGCCCUCCAGAAGCUACCCUAUCUUCGAACCUUAAGCCUCAAGAACAAUGAUUUUAACACUGAAUGGCCUUACAUCAACGGCAUUCUGGGUUUGAAGGCCCUUUUUCUUUCCAAUAACAAGUUUUUUGGGGAGGUUCCUGCUCAGGCUUUUCAGGACAUGAAAUGGUUAAAGAAAAUCCAUUUGUCCAACAACCGCUUCACCGGUCAUAUUCCAACUUCCCUCGCAUCCAUGCCCAGGCUUAUCGAGUUGAGGCUCGAAGGAAACCAAUUCACCGGCUCCAUACCCAAUUUUCUACGCCCAUUGCAAUCUUUUUCUGCAGCUGAUAAUAAAUUAGAGGGACAAAUACCAGAGGGCCUCCGUGACCUCCCAGUUUCAGCUUUCUCUGGUAAUGAAGGGCUAUGUGGAGCACCAUUAGAAGCAUGCAAGUCCAAAAAGCUAUCACUUCUGAGUAUUAUUGUGACUGUUGUUCUUGUUCUUGUAGCACUGGUUGUUAUUGGAGCAGUAGUGUUGUUAGUCCUUCGCCGGAGAAGAGAGCAGCUGCCAGAUGUGUCUGAGGAAGAUUCACCAUCAGUGUCCCACAUGAAAGCAAGAAGUAGGGAACCAUCGGAGGAAGGAAGUCGCAGGUCCCGCUCCUCGAGCCGCAUCAGCAAAGGAGACACCAUGAUGUUAUCGUUUGUGAGGGAUCACAAAGACCAGUUUAAUUUGCAUGAACUACUGAGUGCCUCAGCUGAGGUACUGGGCAGUGGUUGUUACAGCUCUUCCUACAAGGCUUCUUUGUUAAAUGGACCAGUUAUGGUGGUCAAGAGAUUCAAGCAAAUGAACAAUGUCGGAAGGGAAGAGUUUCACGAGCACAUGCGACGGUUUGGACGGUUAAAUCAUCCUAAUCUGCUUCCUCUCAUUGCCUACUACUACAGAAAGGAGGAGAAACUCUUCGUUACUGACUUUGUUCACAAUGGCAGCUUGGCUGUUCGCCUCCAUGGAUACCAAGCUCUAGGGCAGCGAAGCCUGGAGUGGGCAAGUAGGUUGAAGAUAGUGAAAGGCAUAGCAGAAGGACUUGAAUAUCUUUACAGGGAGAUGCCAAGCUUAAUAGCGGCGCAUGGACAUCUGAAAUCCUCGAACGUUCUUCUGAAUGAAUCUUUGGAACCCCUUCUGACGGACUAUGGGUUGGUACCGGUGAUAAAUCAAGACCUUGCUCCUGACAUAAUGGUGAUCUAUAAGUCCCCAGAGUAUUUGCAGCAUGGUCGCAUUACAAAGAAGACUGAUGUGUGGAGUCUUGGGAUAAUUAUUUUGGAGAUUCUAACGGGAAAUCUUCCUGUUAACUUUCUACAAGGAAAAGGAAGUGAUUUGAGUUUGGGAAACUGGGUCCAUUCGGUCUCGGAAGAGUGUAGCAGUGAGGUGUUUGAUAAGGAUAUGGAGAUAAGCAGAAACAGUGAGGGAGAGAUGAUAAAGCUUUUGAAGAUUGCAUUGGCUUGUUGUGAAAGGGACGUUGACAAGAGAUGGGACUUAAAAGAAGUUGUAGAUAGAAUUCAUGAAGUAAACGAAACUGAUAACGAGGAUCAAUGUUCCCGUUCUUCUUCUAAUGCUAGUGAAGUUGAAAUCAAGCAGACUCAGUCAGGUGAAGUUAGUUUCUCCAUAGAUAUGGCUCAAUGAGGUUGUCAAGGCAUCAUCAUGAAUGAAGGAAUGAAAUGCAUCCAUGCAUGCAAGAUGAUGAGAUAGAUUUUGAAGUUGAUUCAACUCAUUUGUUUAGUACUUAGUUUCAUUUAUUCCAACUUAUACAAAGGCUAUCUGAAGCUUCUAAUUCUUUUAUAGGAGAGCAUGUACAGUAAUUUAGGAAGGAAAAUAGAAUACACUCAUUCUUGUGCACAACAAAUGUAUUGUCA